Molecule: messenger RNA, 1428 nt
Organism: Lizanozyma spartinae
Lineage: Eukaryota; Fungi; Ascomycota; Pichiomycetes; Serinales; Debaryomycetaceae
Gene: EHD3
Product: mitochondrial 37S ribosomal protein mS47
Exons: 1
Coding region: 1-1428 (475 amino acids)
Biological process (GO): L-valine catabolic process
Cellular component (GO): mitochondrion
Molecular function (GO): 3-hydroxyisobutyryl-CoA hydrolase activity
Source: RefSeq, a predicted model, not a curated record
AUGUCUUCUAGUAGUAGUACCACCACCAGUUCCAACAAUGAUGAUAAUGAUGUUUUAUUCUCCAAUGAGGGAAUGGCCAGACUCAUUCAAUUGAACCGUCCUAAAAAGCUUAACUCAUUGAAUACUUCUAUGGUUAAUAAGAUUACUCCUCGGUUAUUGGAAUACGGUAAAUCCGGUGUCUCCAAUGUGAUCAUCAUGACUUCAACAUCUCCCAAAGGGUUAUGUGCUGGAGGAGAUGUAGCCGAAUGUGCUAGACAAAUCUUGGAGGGGAAUUCUGGCUAUGCAAGUGAUUUCUUUCAACAAGAAUAUAACUUGAACUAUUUGACCUCCACUUACGCCAAACCUUAUAUUGCUUAUAUGAAUGGAAUCACCAUGGGAGGAGGUGUUGGAUUGUCUGUUCAUUCCCCAUUUAGAAUUGCUACUGAAACCACUAAACUUGCCAUGCCCGAAAUGGAUAUCGGGUUCUUUCCAGAUGUCGGGACCACCUUCUUUUUACCCAGAUUAGAUGAUUAUGUUGGAUAUUAUGUGGCUUUAACUGGUGCCAUUUUGACUGGAUUAGAUGCUUAUAUGUUGGGCUUUGCAACUCAUUAUAUCCCCAGCGACAGAUUAGCGACCUUGACUACCCGAUUAGGCAACUUGAAGCCUCCAGUGAUCAAUGGUAGUCAAACUGAUGAUAUCAUCUUAAAGAAUCAAAGUGAAUAUUUCACUCAAGUUAAUCAAGUAUUGGAAGAAUUCACCAACAACAAAAUCCCUGAAGAUUAUAAGUUCCCAUUCACUGCAGAUGAAUUGACUACUAUUAAAAAUGCCUUUUCAAAAUCAACUAUUGGUGAAGUCUUUCAAGCUUUAACCAAUGAUGGGUCCCCAUUUGCUCUCAAGACUUUGGAUACCUUGUCAAAGAAACCAAUAAACUCUUUGAAGGUUGCUUUGGAGUUACUUCAUGUUGGAUCUAAAAAUACUAUCAAGAAACAGUUUGAAACCGAGUUAAUUGCUGCCACGAAUUUGAUGAAUGUUAAACCCGAAGAUUCCGAUUUUGUUAUCGGAGUUAAGCAUAAGUUGAUUGAUAAAGUCAAGGAACCAUUUUACCCACAAUGGACCAAGCCAUUGCCUGAAGAGAAAAUAAAGAAGUACUUGGAAGAAUCAAUUAACACUGUUAAAUUGGAGAGUCCAUUGAUCAACUCCUUCUAUAACUUGAAUUUCAAACAAUAUCCUCAUCAUAUGGGUUUACCAACUGUUGAACAAGUUAAAGCAUUCAUAACUGGAAACGAUGGUUCAGGACGAUCUUAUUUGCCAACACCAAAGGAAGUUAUCAAUCAUUUCAAGCAGAAAACCAACAAUAAGCUUGGUGUUGCCUUAAAGAUUGAAUCGGUCUUGAAGGUUCAUGGAGAAACAUCGAAAUAUGAUGACAAGUACGUCUCUUGGAAAGCUUGA